This is a messenger RNA of Sinocyclocheilus grahami, 2808 nucleotides long. RefSeq names its product reticulon 1a (gene rtn1a). The record is from RefSeq and is a predicted model, not a curated record. Gene Ontology annotation, biological process: brain development; neuron differentiation; endoplasmic reticulum tubular network formation. Gene Ontology annotation, cellular component: endoplasmic reticulum membrane; postsynaptic density; neuron projection. Lineage: Eukaryota; Metazoa; Chordata; Actinopteri; Cypriniformes; Cyprinidae. The transcript is spliced from 10 exons. Bases 260 to 2689 code for a protein of 809 amino acids.
AGCUAGAACCACGCCCGCGGAACACGGACCGUCCUCUAACCGGAAUGUCUCUCUCCUAAAUCCGUGCCAACCGCGAGCCGUACAGACACAGUGACGUCAGCUCCGAGACACUGAACCGAACACAUCAAGCCCACUGGCUCCGCUGCUGCGAGACGGGUAGCAUCGGUCAUAUUAAGCGUCACAUCUUUGAAUUUCUUCUGCGAUCUCUCACAAUCGUUCUCGCUUCCGAACAAACUCUCUGCGUGCGACUACUGCAAGCAUGUCCGCCAAUUCGAGCGAGGGGCCCGGUUUGGAUGGGAAAUGGUUCGAGGAGGAGGAGGAGAAGAACGGGAUGUUUGGGAGCGCAGGGCCCCGUUUCGACGAGAUGCGGGACGAUCUGCACGCGCCCAAGCAACAAUUCCAUCCCUUUGAAGGAAGUGGCGUUUCCAUGGAAACUGCAUCUACAGAUGACUCUCUGUCUGACAUGUUUAUGAAGUCAUCAUCAGGAGAGGGUGAUCUGUACACCUCUCUCCUUUCCUCAAAGUCCUCUAAUCCUUUUAAUGAUGGUGCAUCUCUCUUCUCCACUGAGGGCAACCGUUCCCCACCUGCUCCUACCGGGACCGACUCCGGCAUCGGCAUGACCCCAGGUGACCCCUCAGACCAUCAGACGACCCUGCAGGGCUCACACAAAACUGACCAUUACAGCUACAUGGACAUGGGGGAUGACCUUUGUGAUUUUGGUAGUGUGGGCAAUGCCAAAAACAAGCAGCAGCCUUUCAUGUCUGGCUAUGGAGAUGACGAAGAUGAUGAUGAAGAAGACGAAGAUGACAUUCAGGAUUUCAAGCCUAAGAUUCAUGAAAAGGAAAAUAAAGAAUCCAGCCACGACCCCUUCGAUCUGGGUCGCUAUUUGGAGAAGAGCCCCCUUCGAUCUGAAGAUACAGAGAUGAAGAGACAGGGUUCGGCCGGUGGGCAGCACACAUUCCCAUACGUGGAGGAUCCUUCAGAUGAAGAGAUGGCAGAUUACCGAUCUUACCGUAGGAUGGAAACGCCACAGAGUGCUAGUCCUGUAAAGAUCACUGUUACGACAGAGUCUCAGCCGGUGAGAGUGUCUCCACAAGGGGGCAUGUUCGAGAGAGAGAGUGUGCUCAGUUUCGGUCAGCAGGGUCUUCCCACGGUAACACUGUCAGAACCGGAGGAUGACAGUGCAGCCUCCUCAGCUAACCACUCCCCUAACCACUCCCCUACAGGUCGAGAGUCUCCGUCUGAUGUGCUGUUCCAGCCUGCAGGAAUGAAGUCUGUGAGCUCCACCCAAGAUUCCAGCAGCAUCAGCUCUCACCCCAAGCUUCCUGAAGCCCAGGACAUCAAGAGCUCAGCCAAACCCUCGUCCCCAUGGGCUCAAGACCUUCAAGGCAGUGAAGAUGAGUCUGGAGAUUCAGAAAUUGAGCAAGUGGCUGACGAACCUGAUUCGCCAAUACAUGAUCUGACAUCUAAGACCACGCCCGCAAAAGGCGGAUUCAGUCAAGCAAGCAACCCGUUUGAGCAGACCAGCUACACAUCUGCCACUGAUAAAGCUAGUAACCCACAAACCAACAAGGUCAGUGUUAGUAACCCAUUUGACCUCUCUGGGGGUUCCAAGGGGGGCUUUGGUCAAUCCAGCAACCCACCACUCUACAGUCUGUUAAGAGAGGAAAGGGAGGCGGAGCUCGACAGCGACCUGCUAAUCGAAUCAGCUUCUGAGGAAAGUCCCAAGAGGGAGCAAGAAUAUUCUGCCCCAAAACCUCCAGAAAUAUCUUCUCCCCUGACCACAGACGUCACGUCUUCUAAGCCCAUUACGACUUCCUGCGCUAUGGCCUCUCCCUUCACCGACCCCCCAGCUAGCACCUUGAGAGAAACAGAGAAAGAAAAAGAGAAGGAAAAAGAGAAAGUCGUACCUUUUGAGAGGCCCAAGCCACAACCAGAGGACAGCUGGUCCACCAAACCCAGGCCUGCGGUAAUGGGAACGUCUACAGUGACUCCAGAGCAGCAUUCCAGUCAGGAGAAGGAGAAUAAAAGCAAAAGCAGUAUCGUGAGUUUCACCACAGAGAAAGAGGCUGAUCUGUCCCUGUUCCUCCAAAGCAUCAACAGACAGAAAGUCAUGGGUGGUUCAGUGGUAGAUCUGUUACAUUGGCGGAAUGUGAAGCAGUCCGGGCUGGUGUUCGGCAGCCUGUUGCUGCUGCUGUUCUCUUUAACCCAGUUCAGCGUGGUGAGUGUCAUAGCAUAUCUCGCUCUGGCUGUCCUCUCCGCCACCAUCAGUUUCCGAGUCUACAAAUCAGUCCUGCAGGCAGUGCAAAAAACCGAUGAGGGCCACCCCUUAAAGGCUUAUCUGGAGGUGGAGAUCGCUCUGUCUGCAGAUCAGAUCAGUAAGUAUGUGGAUAAGACCCAGCUGUACAUCAACUUCACCAUGAAGGAGCUUCGCAGGCUGUUCCUGGUUCAGGAUCUGGUCGAUUCCAUAAAGUUUGCAGUGUUGAUGUGGUUGUUGACCUAUGUUGGAGCUCUGUUUAAUGGCCUGACCCUGUUGAUUCUGGCGGUGGUUUCCAUGUUUACCAUGCCACUGGUUUACGAGAAGUACCAGACACAGAUUGAUCAGUACUUAGGACUGGUGCGCACCCAGGUUAACGCGAUAAUGGGAAAGAUUAGAGAAAAGGUUCCUGGGGCUAAAAAGAAGGAAUAAACUCUUUGCUUCUGUAUAAGUAAACACUAUAGCCAGUAAAAUCUACAACUUUGCCAGCACUGAAGGAUCCCAACUACACAGGAGGCCAAAGUCACCUCAAAGAAUAAUAAAAAGAAAAC